Alternaria burnsii is the source of this 3840-nucleotide messenger RNA. Its product is annotated as mfs general substrate transporter. Gene Ontology annotation, biological process: transmembrane transport. The coding region runs from base 1 to 3840 and encodes 1279 amino acids. The transcript is spliced from 5 exons. The record is from RefSeq and is a predicted model, not a curated record. Lineage: Eukaryota; Fungi; Ascomycota; Dothideomycetes; Pleosporales; Pleosporaceae. Gene Ontology annotation, molecular function: transmembrane transporter activity.
AUGUCUUCAUCCACACGAGAAGAGUAUCGCCAGCAUUCGAGGAGUAGUUCAGAUACGCAUAUCCCAGAUCUAGAGAAGGGCGACGCGAGACCUGACAAAGAAGAAGAAGAGAUCAUCGAAGAGAAACGACCGCAAGAAACGAACGAUGAGAUUGGCGCAGAUCUCGAAAAGCACCUGUCAAGGAAGAGCACGAAGAAAGACCAGCUCGCACCUGAGAAGUACCCGCUGUCCGACCUCGACAACAAUCUAGUCGGCUGGGAUUCGCAAGACGAUCCAGCCAACCCUCGCAACUUCACAACAAAGAGAAAGAUCACACUUCUCGGCUUGGUCGCUGCCAUCACCUUUGUCAGUCCACUUGCCUCCUCCAUCUUCGCACCUGGCAUACCAUUCGUCAAUGCGGAUUUUGGAAACACAUCGCAGCUUCUCGGUUCUUUUUCUGUCAGUGUCUACGUGCUCGGUUUCGCUUUCGGCCCGCUCUUCUUGAGUCCGCUUUCAGAAAUCUACGGAAGAUGGAUCGUGCUCAACUGCUCCAAUGUCUUCUUCUGCGCCUUCACUAUCGGCUGCGCACUUGCGCCUAACCUUGGUGGCCUCAUCGGCAUGCGAUUUCUCGCUGGUGUCGGAGGCAGCGCGUGUCUGACAAUCGGUACUGGUGUCAUUGCCGACAUGUUUGUCCCUGCGCAACGUGGAAAAGCUGUAUCCAUCUACAGUAUGGGCAUUCUUUUCGGCCCUAUCCUCGGUCCCAUCUGCGGUGGUUUCAUUGCGCAACGUGCUGGCUGGCGCUGGGACAUGUGGGUUGUCCUCAUCGUUGGCGGCCUCUUGACCGGAGCUCUGUUCGUUUUCAACCGCGAGACGUACCACGCUGUGCUGCUCAACCGCAAAACGGAGCGUUUGAGGAAGGAGUUGAACCGUCCUGAGCUUCAGAACAUCAUGACGUACCAGAAAGACGCUGCUAUUCUCAGUCCUCUCGCUAUCCUCGGAAACGGCAUCACACGCCCGCUCAAGAUGCUGACCAGGUCACCCAUUGUGCUGCUCUGCUCACUCUACAUGUCAUUCCUCUUCGGACUGCUGUUCCUCCUCUUCACUACCAUCACAUCCGUCUUCGUCCAGACGUAUGGCUGGUCUCCCGAAAUCACCGGUCUCGCAUACUUGGGUGUCGGAAUUGGCAACUUCAUGGGCAUCGCUUUCGUAGCCAAGACGAGCGAUGCGACGAUCAUCCGACUUGCGAAGAAGAACAAGGGCGUCUACGAGCCAGAGAUGCGACUUCCGCUCUGUGUCUUCUUCGGAACCCUGAUUCCAAUCUCUUUCUUCAUAUAUGGCUGGACAACUCACUACCAUGUGCACUGGAUCGUACCCAUCAUCUCCCUCGUCCCCUUUGGUUUCGGCCUCAUGGGUAUCUUCGCGCCGUUGCAGACAUACAUGAUCGAUUGCUUCCCUCAAUUCGCCGCGUCUGCCAUCGCUGGUAUGACAGCCCUGCGUUGUCUUUUCGGCGCACUGCUUCCGCUUGCUGGACCGACCAUGUACGAAUCGUUGGGUUUGGGAUGGGGAAACAGUUUGCUGGGUUUCUUGGCCGUGGCUUUCAUACCUGUGCCGGCGCUGUUGUUCAGGUACGGAAAAGUAAUUCGGGAGAAGUAUCCUAUCAAGUUUUAUCCGGCACCUAGCAAGGAUGACGUCCUGCCCCUCAUACCUCAACAUACUCCUACUUUGAGACGGCAGGCUGAGAUUCAAGACGCCAACAGCCUCAUAUCUCAGUAUUACCCCGUUCAGCCUGACCAUGUCGGAGCGCUUGUGAUCUUGAGGAUCCUUCGCUGCCUGUUAACCGUCACAUCUUCCCACUUUCCUUCGAGGACCGUCGCUUCUCGCACCGCCAGUCGCGCUGAUCAGCGAAGUAUCACAACACGUGAACAAGCGAUGGAACCAAACUCGCUCAGUCUGGAGUCUCCUAGCUGUUUGUACAACUACCGAGAACUUCGGCAAAACCAGAUACGCCUCCUCUCUACAAAAUGUAUCGACGGGUCCGUUGAGAUAGAGAUCAACAAGUACACACUUACCGAGGACCUUGACUACGAUGCAAUCUCGUAUGUCUGGGGAAGUGCACCAGCCUUAGUCACAGUCAAAUGUAACGGCGAGACUCUCGUCGUCACAUCCACUGCACUUGAGAUGUUGAAUUACCUACACCAGUACCAAAAGAAUACAACAACCCGAAAGAUAUGGAUCGACGCUAUAUGCAUCAAUCAAGAAGAUGAGGAAGAGAAAGGUACUCAGAUACCGCUGAUGCGCGAAAUCUACUCCAGAGCAAAGGCUGUUGUUGUAUGGAUGGGCCUUUCAACUCCGGAAACUAAUAUCUUCUUCGCCGAAUUCCAAGAGAUGAGGGCCAAAUUGAAGACGUGGAAAGCGAAGUAUGAUGCAGAUCCCGAAUGCCCUAGCCCAGACGUAGAAGAGCGUCCUCGUCAUGGAGACGCAUUUUGGGGAGGACUAAGUCAGCUCCUUGGAAAUGAAUGGUUCAGGCGUCUAUGGACAUUCCAGGAGAUUAUUCUUCCAGGUACUGCAACAUUACUUUGUGGUAAUCUUCGGACGGACUUCGAUGAGUUUUUACACUUUCUCGAUGACGGAUGGUUCGACAGCACCUAUUUCGUAACGGUAUCAACGAUCGCAUUCGGUACAAACGAUGAUCUCGCGUCGCGUAGCUGCCAUUCCAUCAGAUUCUAUCGAGACUGGAACGAUGGAAAUGGGGGCGCCAGGGAGAUUUAUGCCCAUAACGUUGGAGUGGAAUUGUACAAGCUACGUGACCGACGUGUGAAAGAGCCCAUCGAUCGUGUUUGGGCGAUAGUAGGACUUUUGCAAGGAAAUCUUAGAGACAGGUUAAGCUCAUGGGUUGACUACAGUGCUAAAGGUCGGGAUGAAUAUUGGAAGACGUGGAUUAUGUUUGCCAAAGCUCUGAUGGAGGAGCCUGGUGGGAUGAGUUUACUUGAAGUACCGCCUACUCGAGAACCUAAACCUCCACACUUGCCAUCCUGGUGUCCAAAUCUAUCUGGAACAUCAGCUUGCAUGAUGGCCAUUGAUAGGCUGUGGAACUAUCCGACGUACGAACGAGAUUCAUGCAUCCAUUGGGCUUUUCUCGAAGAAAACGGAGAAGAGAAGUCACAAGCAAGACGGGAAGCGAUCUCAGACCAUGAAAGAAAGUUCGUAAGCACUGUGAUGCAUGACAACAUGCUUCGCGUCCGUGGCUUUGUGGUGGACACAAUUGGAGAGAUUGCGGAACAUGAUAACCCUCUUGACAUGGCAUACAAUGACUACGACCCGGAUGCGAAAGAGCACAUGGCUUCAUAUGAUGUUGCUGUCGGUUGCCAUUUGAGAAGUCUCGAACUAGCUCGCCGCGUCUUUUAUGGGAAGAGCGAAGGCGUUCCUGACAUCCCAGAUAAUUUCAUUAUGUCCUUGUUCUUGGACUCGCGAACCACUGAAAGAGCUAAGGAUACAUACAGUAAAAUCCUGCCUAAAUUGAAGACAUGGCAUUCCAAUACCACUCUUCGGAGUUGGGAGGAGGCGCAGUGCGAACGUAGGCUUACUCAGAUGCGUGGAUACACCUUUUUCAGCACAACAGGCGGUCGGAUUGGAUACGCCCACCCGGGAUGUCGAUCAGGGGAUCGAAUCGCUGUGUUCUAUGGUGGAGAACCACUGUAUAUCCUUCGAGGUCUAGACACCAAGAGUGAUGGAGAUGAUGCGACUAGAGGGGUAUCCAACCACGUUCAGUACCUGGGCGCGGCAUUUAUUCCUCACCUCAUGGAACAACAUCAAAGAGAUGCUGCACACAUCGGACCGGACACCACGUUCUUCAUUCAUUGA